Molecule: messenger RNA, 1371 nt
Organism: Dufourea novaeangliae
Lineage: Eukaryota; Metazoa; Arthropoda; Insecta; Hymenoptera; Halictidae
Product: putative ATPase N2B
Exons: 6
Cellular component (GO): mitochondrion; cytoplasm
Molecular function (GO): ATP binding; ATP hydrolysis activity
Source: RefSeq, a predicted model, not a curated record
CGAUGUCAGUCUGUGGUUUUUAUUCAAAAUUAUGGAUAUGUUCAUGAUAUCACCAUAGACAAGAAAGGACCAAUUGCUGCUCUAAAUAAUAAAAUAGCAAGGGGAGAAUUAAUGAAAGAUGAUCAUCAGAUGAAAGUUGCUGAUACUUUACAAGGUAUUUACGAACAAAUCAGUGAUUACAAACCAGAAGAAUCUAGUUUGAUAAAUAAAUGGCUCGGUAAAAAGAGGAAGCAGCCACCAAAAGGCUUGUAUCUUUAUGGGGCAGUAGGUGGAGGUAAAACAAUGUUGAUGGAUCUUUUUCAUGAUUGCUGCCAGAUUGGAAACAAAAAAAGAGUUCAUUUUCAUUCUUUCAUGGCAAGUGUACACGAUAGAGUGCAUCAGGUGAAGAAAACUUUCGUAAGAGAUGUUAGCAGUACAAAGCUGCAGCCAUUUGAUCCAAUACCACCAGUUGCAAAAAGCAUCACUGAAGAAGCAUGGCUGCUCUGUUUUGAUGAAUUUCAGGUUUAACCAUGGAGCAUAUAAUUGCAUAUAGAGGAUUCAGAAUGACAUGUGUUAAUAGAAAUAUGUAUGCUAUAGGUAACUGAUAUUGCAGAUGCAAUGAUAUUGAAACGAUUAUUCACUGAACUUUUUAACAAUGGUGUAAUAGUAAUUGCAACCAGUAAUAGAGCACCUGAUGAUCUAUACAAGAAUGGAUUGCAAAGGGGAAAUUUUCUUCCAUUUAUACAGAUACUAAAAAAUUAUUGCAUUAUAAAUUCGUUAGAUUCAGGUAUAGAUUAUAGAUUGCAAACUGGACUCAGCGAUGAAAAGAUUUAUUUUAUUAAAGGGAAAGAUGCGGUAAAUGAUGUAGACAAAGUCUUUAAAUACUUAUGCUCAAAGGAAAAUGAUAUCAUGAGAUCCCGUACUAUCUGUAUAAGAGGACGUAAUGUUACUUUUCAUAGAACUUGUGGUCAGGUAUUGGAUUCCAGUUUUGAGGAGCUUUGCGACAGACCGCUUGGUGCUAGUGAUUAUCUAGAACUAAGUCAAGUAUUUCACACAGUUAUUAUAAGAGAUGUACCUCAAUUAGACUUCAGGCUUAAAUCUCAAACUAGAAGAUUUAUUACAUUAAUUGAUACACUGUAUGACAAUAAGGUAAGAGUUGUUAUAUCUGCAGCUGUACCUCAUACAAAACUUUUUGUACCGGAAGGUGAUACUGAAUAUACCGAUGAUAAAAGAAUGCUUAUGGACGACUUAAAAAUAUCACAUGGUUCUGAUGAUCACAAAUCUAAUCUUUUUACCGGAGAAGAAGAACUUUUUGCGUUUGAUAGAACUGUAUCACGGCUUGCAGAAAUGCAAACCGCACAAUAUUGGGAACAGUGGCAACAUCAUAGAUAA